CAAGCCCUAACCACCUCUCUCUCUCUCUCCCUCUCUCUCUCUCUCUCUCCGAACCCACCCACCUCUCUCUCUCUCUCUCUCUCUCUCUCUCUCUCUCUUCGAUCGAUUCGUCGCGCUCUUCAUCCUCCUCUCGAUCCUAAUGCUGGGCAGGAAGUGCAGACAGAUGUUAUGGUAGGGUAAAAAGCCGAAGCUUGCUUUCAGAGAGAAACAAGGUUUUGCACCAUAUUAGGAUUCAGGCCCUCUUUUGGGGUUUGUGGAGUGUAACAUACAGUUUCCAAAAUUCAGCGACCAGGAUCAGGGAGCGAAUUUCCCCCUGUUGGGGAGUUUGCUCCUUUCCCUGUGACCCGGAGGGUGAAUUCUUCUAAUGCUGUUGCGAUGGAUGAUGACAUGGAAAAUGGAGCGGGCACAUAUCAGGAGAGACCAAGGACAUUUCCUGCAGUACGGAGUAAAUCUCACACCCCCUGGAUUUUCCAGAUGUUAACGAGAAUAAAUGCGCGUGUCUUGUUUGUCCUUCUCAUGUUGAUAUUUGUGGUGGUGUUCUACAUAGGUGCUUCUGCCUCGCCAAUUAUUGUUUUUGUGUUCACUAUCUGUAUAAUCAGCCUCUUCUUCUCUGUUUUCCUCACAAAGUGGGUUCUUGCAAAGGAUGAGGGUCCUCCAGAAAUGUCUCAGAUUUCGGAUGCCAUACGAGAUGGGGCUGAAGGUUUCUUUAGGACCCAAUACGGAACUAUUUCCAAGAUGGCUUUUAUUCUGGCAAUCGUGAUUCUUACCAUAUAUCUAUUUCGUGCUUCCACUCCACAGCAGGAGGCCGCGGGCUUAGGAAGGUCAACAUCUGCAUACAUUACUGUUGCUUCUUUUCUUCUAGGAGCUCUAUGUUCGGGAAUUGCUGGGUAUGUUGGGAUGUGGGUGUCUGUGCGUGCAAAUGUUAGGGUUUCGAGUGCUGCUAGGCGUUCUGCGAGGGAGGCAUUGCAGAUUGCCGUUCGUGCUGGUGGUUUCUCAGCUAUUGUUGUUGUUGGCAUGGCUGUAUUUGGUGUUGCCAUCCUCUAUGCAACAUUUUAUGUCUGGCUGGGAGUUGAUACACCUGGGUCAAUGAAAGUUACAGACUUGCCGCUACUGCUUGUUGGAUAUGGUUUUGGUGCCUCGUUUGUUGCCCUUUUCGCUCAGUUGGGUGGUGGAAUAUACACUAAAGCUGCUGAUGUGGGAGCUGAUCUUGUGGGAAAAGUGGAGCAAGGAAUACCUGAGGAUGAUCCUCGGAAUCCUGCUGUGAUUGCAGACUUGGUAGGUGACAACGUGGGCGAUUGUGCUGCUCGAGGUGCUGAUCUUUUUGAGAGUAUAGCAGCCGAAAUAAUCAGUGCUAUGAUACUUGGAGGAACAAUGGCUCAACGCUGCAAAAUAGAUGAUCCCUCUGGUUUUAUUCUGUUUCCUCUUGUCGUGCAUUCCUUUGAUUUGGUAGUUUCAUCGGUUGGAAUACUCUCAAUCAGGGGAACUCGUGAUCCUGGACUUACUGCUCCUAUUGAGGAUCCGAUGAAAAUACUACAGAAGGGGUACUCUGUCACUAUUGUGCUGGCCGUUCUAACUUUUGGUGUGUCUACUCGAUGGCUCCUCUACACCGAACAAGCACCAUCAGCGUGGCUCAACUUUGCCUUGUGCGGAUUGGUGGGGAUCAUGACGGCAUACGCUUUUGUGUGGAUUACUAAGUACUACACAGAUUACAAGCACGAGCCAGUCCGCACCCUGGCUCUUUCGAGUGCUACUGGGCAUGGAACCAAUAUUAUUGCGGGUGUUAGUCUAGGGUUGGAAUCGACGGCUCUCCCUGUUCUUGUGAUAAGCGUAGCAAUUAUCUCGGCCUAUUGGCUGGGUCACACAUCAGGCCUGGUAGAUGAUAGUGGGAACCCUACUGGUGGCCUCUUCGGGACGGCUGUAGCUACGAUGGGGAUGCUUAGCACGGCUGCAUAUGUUCUUACUAUGGAUAUGUUCGGUCCUAUAGCUGACAAUGCUGGUGGAAUUGUCGAGAUGAGUCAACAGCCUGAAAGUGUGCGAGAAAUCACAGAUGUUCUAGAUGCUGUUGGUAACACAACCAAAGCAACCACAAAAGGGUUCGCCAUAGGGUCAGCUGCGCUUGCUUCUUUCCUUCUUUUUAGUGCCUAUAUGGAUGAAGUGGCUUCAUUCGCUCAUGUCCCUUUCAAACAGGUUGAUAUCGCUGUUCCUGAGGUUUUUAUCGGCGGUUUAUUGGGCUCCAUGCUUAUAUUUCUUUUCAGCGCCUGGGCUUGUUCCGCUGUGGGCAGAACUGCUCAGGAAGUUGUUAAUGAAGUCCGAAGACAAUUUAUAGAGAGGCCUGGAAUUAUGGACUACAAAGAAAAACCAGAUUAUGGCCGCUGUGUUGCCAUUGUGGCAUCAGCAUCUCUGAAAGAAAUGAUAAAGCCUGGUGCCUUGGCAAUUAUAUCACCAAUGGUCAUCGGGUUUCUCUUCCGAAUAUUGGGCUACUUCACUAGCCAACCGCUACUCGGAGCUAAAGUGGUGGCCUCAAUGCUUAUGUUUGCAACAGUUGCUGGUAUCCUCAUGGCACUCUUUCUGAACACGGCUGGAGGCGCCUGGGAUAAUGCUAAGAAGUACAUAGAGACUGGCGCAUUAGGAGGCAAAGGGAGCGAUUGUCACAAGGCGGCAGUAACUGGCGACACAGUUGGAGAUCCAUUCAAAGACACUGCAGGGCCCUCCCUCCAUGUUCUAAUCAAAAUGCUCGCGACUAUCACAUUGGUUAUGGCGCCUAUAUUUUUGUGAUCGACUCACCUUUCAUUUGCAUUUAACCAUGUAUACAGGGACCCAUAUACUCUUGCUAUAUAGUUGAGUCGGUUUCCCAAGGAUGGGGAUCGGAGUGGUGGACUAUUCGGAUGAUAUUGUUCCUUUCUUUUUGUCUGUGGAGAAAUAAUGUUUAGUAAAAUGCCUGUUUUGACUGAUUGUUCCAGAUCUGUAUUUGAAAGUACUUUCUUUUUUUAUAAUUACUAUUAUAAAUACACGUCUUAACAUA
Ananas comosus (pineapple) is the source of this 3022-nucleotide messenger RNA. Its product is annotated as pyrophosphate-energized membrane proton pump 3. Bases 376 to 2775 code for a protein of 799 amino acids. Gene Ontology annotation, cellular component: membrane. NCBI's taxonomy places the organism in Eukaryota, Viridiplantae, Streptophyta, Magnoliopsida, Poales, Bromeliaceae. The record is from RefSeq and is a predicted model, not a curated record. The transcript has 15 exons. Gene Ontology annotation, biological process: proton transmembrane transport. Gene Ontology annotation, molecular function: diphosphate hydrolysis-driven proton transmembrane transporter activity; inorganic diphosphate phosphatase activity.